GUGUUUCAGGCAACAGUAAAAUGGAGAAGACAAGAGUUGAUCUGCAGAAAGAAUCCUUCUCCUGUUCCAUCUGUCUGGAGCUACUGAGGGAUCCUGUCGCUCUCCCCUGUGGACAUAACUACUGUAAGAUCUGCAUUGAGAGUUACUGGGACGAUGAGAGGAACAUCUACGAGUGUCCUCAGUGCAGACAGAUCUUCAUACCGAGACCUCGACUGCAGAAGAACGUCAUGUUAGCAGAGUUAGUGCAGGAGCUGAAGAAGACUGGAUCCCCAGCUGCUGACCUCUGCUAUGCUGGACCUGAAGAUGUGGCCUGUGACUCCUGCACUGGGAGGAAGCUGAAAGCCCACAAGUCCUGUCUGGUGUGUCGGGUCUCUUACUGUGAGCAACACCUCCAGCCUCAUCUAGAAGCUCCGGCCUUCAGGAGACACAAGCUGGUCCAGCCGUCCAAGCAGCUCCAGGAGAUCAUCUGCUCUCAGCACGAUGAGGAGAAGAAGAUGUUCUGUCGUUCUGAUCAGCAGGUCAUCUGUCAUCUGUGUGCUUUGGAGAAACACAAAGAUCAUGACACGGUCUUGGCAGCGACUGAGAGAAGAGAGAGAGAGAAAGAGUUGGAGCAAAGACGAGGGAGGGUGAAGAAGAAGAUCCAGGACAAAGAGAAAGAUCUGAAGCGUCUUCAGCUGGAGGAGAAGAAGAUUGCCCUCUGUGCUAAUAAAACGGUAAUGGACAGUCAGCAGACGCUUAUCCAGCUGAUCCAGAACAUCCAGAGAAGAAUGUCCAAGGUGGAGGAGCAAAUCAGGUCCCGGCAAGAGACUGAAACCGCUCGAGUUCGAGGCCUUCAGGAGCAGCUGGAGCAAGACAUCGCUGAGCUGAAGAAGAAAGAUGCUGAGCUGCAGCAGCUGUCGCACACCCACAGUCACACCGUGUUUCUCCAGAACUUGUCCUCACUCUCCGAGGUCAGUGAAGACACAUUCUCCUCCAGGACCCACGUCCCUCCUCACCACUGCUUCGAGGAAGUGGCAGCAGCCGUGGCAGCCAGCAGGGCCCUCCUCCAGGACCUCCUCAGGGACCUGUGGACCAACAUCUCUUUGAUCCUCACUCCACAGUCCGCGCCCAGACUCCCACUCCUCACACACUCACGGGACGUGACUCUGGAUCCGAACACCGCACACUCAAAGUUGUUGUUGAGUGAAGGAAACAGACGAGUGACCAACAUGAGGAAAGAUCAGUCUCCGCCCCCUCACCCAGACAGAUUCACUGACUAUCUUCAGGUCCUGAGUGAAAACUCUCUGUCUGGAUGUUGCUACUGGGAGGUGGAGUGGACAGGCUUGGCCGCAGAAGUAGCAGUCGCAUACAGGAGCAUCAGCCGAUCAGGAGGAGAAAGUUUAUUCGGAUGUAACGACAAAUCUUGGUCUCUGCAUUGUCACAACUCUGGGUGUUCAUUUAAACACAACAGCGUCACGACAAAAGUCUCAAGCGUCCCGUCCUCAAGAGUGAGAGUGUACCUGGAUCACUCUGCAGGUCUUCUGUCCUUCUUUGACGUCUCUGGCACCAUGACCCUGCUCCACAGAGUCCAGACCACCUUCAACGAGCCGCUGCACGCUGGAGUCUUGGUUUGGUCCAAGUGCGCCUUCCUGAAGCUGAACUAGACUUCAUCACCAGCACAUGAACAGAA
Messenger RNA from Synchiropus splendidus (mandarinfish), 1669 nucleotides. Its product is annotated as E3 ubiquitin/ISG15 ligase TRIM25-like. The transcript has a single exon. The record is from RefSeq and is a predicted model, not a curated record. Gene Ontology annotation, molecular function: zinc ion binding; protein binding. The coding region runs from base 21 to 1643 and encodes 540 amino acids. NCBI's taxonomy places the organism in Eukaryota, Metazoa, Chordata, Actinopteri, Syngnathiformes, Callionymidae.